This is a messenger RNA of Falco peregrinus (peregrine falcon), 5077 nucleotides long. It is a transcript of the gene PRIMA1, whose product is annotated as proline rich membrane anchor 1. The transcript is spliced from 4 exons. The coding region runs from base 217 to 690 and encodes 157 amino acids. NCBI's taxonomy places the organism in Eukaryota, Metazoa, Chordata, Aves, Falconiformes, Falconidae. The record is from RefSeq and is a predicted model, not a curated record.
CCGCGACUCGCAGGGCGCUGGGUUUUCCCGACCACCCUUUCCCCUCCCCACCCGCCCAUCUCCCUCCCUCCCUCCUUCCCUCCCUCCCCUCCAGAAUUAAAGUUGGGACGGUCGCGCUCCGGGGAUGGGUGCGAGCCACCGCCUCUGCUGCCGGCUCGCUCCGCUCCCUGCCCACACCGCCCGGAGCCCGCGCCCCCGCCCGCCCGCCCAGGAGGGAUGCCGCUCCGGGAGCUCCUGGCGCUGCUCCGCCGCUGCUGGCCCUCCCUGCUGCUGCACUGUGCCCUCCACCCGCUCUGGGGCUCCGUCCAGAUCACUCAGGGUGAGCCCCAGAAGUCAUGCUCCAAGCCUGUAGCAGAGAAAGUCACAGAGAGCUGCCAGGAAAUAUGCCAGUGCAGGCCACCACCACCAUUACCACCACCUCCUCCACCUCCACCGCCCCCGAGGCUGCUAGUCGUGCCAACUCCCAAGUCUACGUUUUGUCCCACUGAAGAGACCUGGUGGCCAGGCCUGGUUAUUAUCAUUGCAGUAUGCUGCGCCACACUAGUGUUCCUCUUCAUAGUUGUCAUCAUUUGCUACAAAGCCAUAAAAAGGAAACCAAUGAGAAAAGAAGAGAAUGGAACCAGUCGGGCUGAAUAUGCAAUGACCUCCUCUCAAAACAACAAAACAGUUGAUAACAAUGCGGUUGUAUAAUCCCCGAAACCCCGCCGAGGUGCAGGAGGUGGUAAACUGUCAAAGCACACACACAGAGCAGGCAAGGUGGGUGAGAUAAGGCAACGGAAGGAGCUCUGUGGCCAAGGACUUCAUUUCAGAAACAGUGCACGCAUCAGUGAUUCAGAAGAGAAAAGCAGGCUGCUCUUCAGGCUGCUGCUUCUCCAGGGGAGGAUAAACUUGCCCACCUGGGCUGCCCAGAGAAAAGGCCUCACAAAGGCAUAAGCAUUGCAUGCUGCAUCUCAUGAAAGCAAUGUCGCAAUGCCUCCCGCUUCUUCUUCCUCCUCUCUUCCCGCGCCCCACCCCUUUCCCCCCCCCCCCCCCCCCUUUUCAUCUUGAAUUCAGUGUCCACAAAAAGCUGCUGAAAUAGGAUCUUCUGAGGAGAAGGUGAUCUGCCAGACUGGCAGCAGCUUAUUAUAAAUGGGUCUGAGGGUCAAGGAUGGGAGGUGUCACCUACGUGCUUCUCCAGCCUGUGCAGUUCUGUACACUUAUACUUCAUCCUUAUCAUCCCUAUUAUUUCAUUAUUAAAAAGGGAACAAAGGUUCCUGUUAAACCAUCAAGUAACCAAAAAUUGCAUGACCUUGUGACACCCCAGGAAAUUCAUCUGCAGUCUGAUGACUAUGCAAUUUCCAUGGCUGAAGACUUUUCAGACAAAAGAAAUCAAAAUGUAAGAUUUUAGCAAUUAGCAUUGCUAUUGAAAGAGAGAGAUUAUUAAGAGGUGCUUUGAACGUUAUUAUUUCAUAAUCAUCCUCCUUUUUUGCAUCACACUUUAAUUUUUAUCCUUAAAAAAGCUUUUCCUUUGUGAAAUUCCACACAUUUCUCUGUGUUUGCAUCAUGCUGAUUCCCCAGGGAAACCCUGACAGGAAAGAUGUUGUGUCCAUCUUGGCAUGAGUAUUUGGGUGGGAUUGUGAUGGAAGUACUAGCAGCCCUUUGAUGUCUUCUUCAUUCACUGACUAGUGUCGUUUCCUGAAAGCGUUGAGUCUUCUGAACUGACCCACCGAGGUCAUUGUAGGUCUGGCUUCGAGGACCACUUUUGAGGGUCUGGUAAGCUAGUUGUGCCCACGUUAACUCAGUUUCUGCCUCUCCUGGGCAGAGGCUGCCGAUUGUGCCAAAUUCAGCGUAGUAGCUUAGUGUUGUACUUUCCGUGACGUGGAUUGCAGACUACUUAAAGCAAAACUGAAUCCACCCAAAUUCCUUUCACGUAGGAUCUCAGGUUAGACUCAGUAAGGAACCCUUAGGAUAAAGGCGAUGAGACUAGCCAAGAUGCUGGUUUUUCCCCACCUCCUGAAAGCUGUCCUUCGUAUAACACCACCAUGUAUGUGUCUCCAUUUACCUCUGUGCUGAAAGUCAUGACGCAGUGAAAGACAAAUUUCCACCCUGGCUUCUUGUCUGGACAUUCAAUACCACUCAGUCUCCAUGUCUGUGAGUAACUACCAGGCUCUGACCUAGUCUCACCCCAGGGCAUGGCUGCGCCCCAGCCACCAUGUCCCUUGGUACUGCAACACAUCAAUGCUUUCAGUUUUAUAUAAGGAUGUGCCUGAACUGCAGAAAUCAGACCUUGAUUUUGAACACAUCCCUGUCUGUGGUUGGUCUGUCGCCAGGAUGUAGAGUUUGGGCUGAUGGCAGAGAAAGACGAUGGUCUGCAGACCUUCCACAAAAAAGCUCCAGGAUGUUCAGAUCAGCACUUCCAGCUCAGGCCCAUCUGUAGUUUUCUAUUACCUAUUGAAUAAUAGGGUGUAUGUAAAUAUAAGUAUCUUUUCAAUGAUAAAAUGAAAUGCUGCUAUAUACUGCUGUUGAGGAAUUUAUGGAGUUAUUAAUUUAGCUUUUUAGCCUGUCAUCACUAUGUAGAGGUUUAGCUACAUGAAAUUAUUUUUUAAAGGCUAGACUUUCUUGAGAAGUGAAUGCAAUUACAAAAGUGAAAGGGAAUAAGUAACCCUUUGCCCAAUAGUAUGAUCAUUCCCUGCCAUAUUCAUGUUGUGUGCUUGCACAAGACACAGUUAUAUAUUCCUAGAUCCAAAGUGUGAUUAAAAUGACAGAAUUUACAUUUUGAGUCUAGUAUCCCAAAUGUCGAUUGCCUAAAGCACUUAGCCCCUAAAUACUAUAAUAAAAAUAUUGCAAGUAUAUUUCUAGAAUAUUUUUUAAGCUAUAACAUUUAUUUUGGUGUAGUUACCUAUGUUUGCCUUUCUUUUUUUACUCCAGUUGUUUCUGCCUAAACAUGGCAUAGUUUGAGACUGGUUGCAUGUUUAGCUGAGAGUAUAAAGUAUGAAUGCAGAUGAGAUUAGCAUGAUAGGGGCUCAGGAUUAGCACUUUCUCCUUAAGGUUGUUGAUUUUAUUUAUUUCCUAAUACAGCUUUAAAGGUAUGCUCUGUAAGGCCAAAAUCACAAAAGGGAUUUGUAGCUCAUCAUGUCCAUCAAAAUGUGUCUGUUUUUGCAAGAAAAAGUCUAAAGAGAUGGUCACCAAACACUGUCUGAUUUUCAGCGAUGUCAAUGAGAAAACGUCCUCACUAGAGAAAACCCUGGUGCAUGACAUAACCCACAAGCAAACCCACCCCGGUUUCCCUGAGGUCUCCUCGGGAGAACAUACACAUUAAGGAGCAUGGAGAGCCAGGAGGCAGGGCAUUUCAAGGAGCAGCACAUGAAGACUAGGAUCUGUUUUCAACUCUGCCACUGAUCUGCUGUUUACUAGCAAGUAAUUUUGCCUCUCUGUGCCUCAAUUUACCCAUCUGUAUAAUCAAGAUAAAAAUACCAGCUCUGUGGCAGUAUUUUGAGAGCUAUAACGUGUCUGAUUUGCAUAGGCAGAUAUACACUAUAAUUAUAUCCAACAUGUUGAUAUUAAGUAAAUGUAUUAGGGCACAUCAUUGCUAUAAUAUUUCUUAAACAAACAUUCCCCAGUGUACUUCUAUAAUCUGAUGGCCACAGAAGUUCAGCAGCAGACAGGCUGAGAGCUGCUCCUCUGCUUGUCCAGAGCCUUUGCUCUCAGCACUCACACAGCUGCAUGGCAGGGAGAGACGGGAAAUCUUGCACGGGGUAGUUUUGCCUUUAGAUUGCUGCCUAAGUACAGUUGACUACAUUGCACCAAAAUUUAAGGUGAUCUUCAGAAAGGCGCUUGGAAAAGUGUUCUAGAAGCAGAUGUAAGACUUCAGAAAAGAAAGGCCAGAAAGGCAGUGUCACUGCGGAGUGGUUUCUGAAGUAUGCCGAUGUGGUUUAAGGCUGUGUUUAACACUCUGCAGACUACUUGCAAAGCUUUUAUAAAUGAGGCUUCUGUGCUUCCUUAUUGUGCUAUAAUUAAAUACAAAGGGAAAGGAACAGUCUUGAUGGAUAAGGGCUUCACUAAGCAGUGACCCUGGAUUUGAGGAACUGGCAAUCCAAAAUACAGCUUUACAAGUAUUUCAAGUUUAGUUUUAGCCAUCAAAAUAUCAGGGGUAGAAAGGCCCUGCAUAGCUCCGUUCACAAAAUAGCCAGAUCCCCGACAGACACAGAGGUGGCCAAUUCCUACUCAGACAUUAACUGCUGUGCUCUGACCACCACCAGACAGACUCCACAAACUGCUGUGCUCAGUCUGCAGGAGAGCAUCAACUCCAAGUUUCUUCUCAAGGAUCACCACUAGCAGACAAAAGCAGGGAAUGCACUUUAAUGGCCUGAGCUGCAGAGUGUUGAGUUUCCUCGGUCCUCAGCAGCACCGGGAAGGUGGAGCUGAAGCCCCAGCGCUGCCACCCUUCCUGGCUCAGGCUGGACACAGUGGUGUGCCCAGGAAAGCAUCUCCACCUUGGAUAGAUGCUGCAAAAACAGACACGGAAGAAAAGAGGAAAGUUCCACUAAGUAUAAGAUAUAAAUAUAUUGAGAGAUAUAUAUCUAUACAGAGACCUAAUUGUCCAGUCUUGCAUGCCAUAUGGUCACAGCAUGUGAAGCAAGUGUGGGCCUCCUGCUCCAACCAGGUCAUGACCAUAGAUGCUGCCAAGCAACGGAGAAUCAGGCCUAUGGUAGAUACGUAUUUAUAAUACUCCCUGCACCUGUACAAACAGAAAUAUAUUAUUUUAAACUGCAAAAUAGUGUGUUUAAAUCAAUGCAUGAAUGUAAAUAUUCUAAGAUCUGCCUUCUUGACUGUGCACCACAUGUACAGAUGAAAACAAAUAUUGUUUAUAGGAAAUCUGUAUCAGUGGUUAAAUGACUAAAGAGAAAAAAAUUAUCAGAAUUAAUGUUGUCAUGUUUCUCAAACAAGCCAUUAAUGUAUAUUUAGUAUUUAAGGAUAUUGCUCAAUAAAUAUGUUCCGUACCAAAAACUGUGUUGCAUAUACAGAUUGUGCAGUACCCUAUUUUACAAAGGCACAUAAUUAAUUUUUAUUUUAAAUAAAUAUGUACUUGUAAAAAGUU